Notechis scutatus (mainland tiger snake) is the source of this 2075-nucleotide messenger RNA. RefSeq names its product sarcoglycan beta (gene SGCB). Gene Ontology annotation, cellular component: sarcolemma; sarcoglycan complex. The record is from RefSeq and is a predicted model, not a curated record. Gene Ontology annotation, biological process: muscle organ development. Lineage: Eukaryota; Metazoa; Chordata; Lepidosauria; Squamata; Elapidae.
UUCCGCGCCAGCUUUUCGACGAGCAGCCUCGCUCCCCCUGCCGGGCAAAGGAAGGACAAGAGCCGAAGAUGGCGGUUCUUCCAGCCGCGGCGGCGGCGGGGACAGCGGCUUCGGCUUCCGAACAGCAAAGCUCGAAUGGCCCCGUGAAGAAAUCGAUGCGAGAAAAGGCCGUGGAACGCAGAAAUAUUAACAAAGAGCAUAACUCUAACUUCAAGGCUGGAUACAUCCCGAUUGAUGAAGAUCGUCUACACAAAACUGGUUUGCGAGGCAGAAAAGGCAAUUUGGCGAUCUGUGUCCUGGUCCUCCUAUUCAUUUUGGCGGUUAUUAAUUUAAUUAUCACCGUCAUAAUUUGGGCUGUAAUUCGUAUUGGGCCCAACGGCUGCGAUAGCAUGGAGUUUCAUGAUAGCGGAUUAUUAAGAUUUAAACAAGAUUCUGAUAUGGGAAUUAUACACCCAUUAUAUAAGAGCACAGUGGGAGGCCGACGGAACGAAGAUUUGGUGAUUGUUGGAGAAAAUCAGCCAAUUGUAUUUCAGCAAGGGGAAACAAAACUUAGUGUGGAGAAAAAUAAAACUUCAAUUACCAGCGAUAUCGGAAUGGAAUUUGUUGACCCACGAACUCAAAACACUUUGUUUAGCACUGACUACAAUACCCAUGAGUUUAAUUUGCCAAGUGGAGUAAAAAUUUUAAAUGUCCAAAAAGCAUCUACAGAAAGGAUUACAAGCAAUGCCACCAGUGAUCUCAAUAUAAAAGUGGAUGGGCGCGCUAUUGUCCGUGGAAAUGAAGGAGUGUUUAUUAUGGGCAAAACCAUAAAGUUUUCCAUCGGACGGAACUUGGAACUGAGAGCCGACAAUUCCAUUAUCCUGAAUGGAAGCGUGAUGAUCAAUGUAUCCCGACUGCCAAAUUCUUCUCACAAGGAACAAUUUAACAAUGGUGACUGGGAACGUUACAAACUUUGUAUGUGUUCGGAUGGGACAUUAUUCCGUAUUCCAGUUAAGAGCCGUAAUAUGGGUUGCCAAACCUCUAUCAACCCAUGUGGUAAAACGUAUUAAAGGCAAAUGUGGGUACUAUGGAAAGAAAAAUCACUAUAUUUAAGUUCAAGCCAUUGCAUGUUUGCAAGAAUGUUUUUGGUUAUUUGUACAAAUAUUAAAUGAAGCACUUCUCACACACAGAUCUCCACAUGUAGCACUGUUGAUUAGGCCAAUAAUGUUUUAAGGUACGUACUGUGUAGAAGGCAGUUAAACAGAAAUGCAGAAUGUACUUCAGGGUAUUGUUGAAUUAAAAUUACCAAAUAGGCCUGUGUAUGUUUCAAAAUAAGGGCAGCAUUCUUCCGCUGAUUUGUUAAUAUGGCCUCGAGAGCUGAGCUGGCCUAAGACUGCAACAUUAAUACAUUAAUUCAUUUUUGUUUCUGGUAUUUUUAUCUUUGCAACUAUGUAUUUCUCAGACAUUAUACUUAGACCUUUAUUUGGUCCCACUAUAUUGAGGCAUCUGUUUUCUGAAAUUUAUAUGCACUGAAUUCCAUGUUCUAAUAUUGGCUGGGGAAUUCAAGUCAUUAUGGAAACUGAUUAUGGAAACAGAGUCUAAGAUUGUUUGUAGUUGAGCAGCUGCAGGUUGUUGGACUAUCAGAACUAUGGUGGUACAGUGGUUAGAAUGCAUUAUUGCAGGCUAAUUCUGAUGAAUGCCAGCAGUUUGGCAGUUCGAUUCCCACUGGCUCAAGGUUGACUCAGCCUUCCAUCCUUCCAUGGUCGGUAAGUUGAGGACCCAGGUUGUUGGGGGCAAGAGGCUGACUCUGUAAAUCACUUAGAGAGGGCUAUAAAGCACCAUUAAGCACUAUAAAAGUCUAAGUGCUAUUGCUAUUAUUCUCUUCUCCUACCAAGUUAAAAAAUCAAGUUUUUUCCAAGUAGUACUUUGAAUAAUUUGAGUUUGGCAAAACUCAUAAUAGGAUUACUCACCUCUGCUUCUGCCCAAACAGCCGUUGGUUCAUUUUGGAAAAUAUCCCAGUUUAAAAUGUGUUUAGGUCUUUUGGUUUGUCAGUUUCUUAGGCAAGGCAUUUGAAAAUUGCUUCUGGCAGAGGUCCC